AUGCUCCGUCGUGCGCCCACCACCAGUGAUGGGAAAGUUGUCAACCCACUACAGAGCUCUCGGGUCAACAAACCUUUCCGGCCACCGACUCCCCUCGUGCCUGUUGCUCGUAACCAGCCCGUACGGAAGCGAAAACGAGUGUCGUACAAGGGGCAGGAAGAGGAGGAUUCUGACGAGGAUGAGAAUGGGCGAAAGAAGAAGAAGAAGACAGAUAACCGGGACAAGGAUGGGAACUAUCACAACGAGGAGGAACUGCUCGCCAUGGUGAAGCAGUAUCCUGUUUACACGCCCAAGCCCUUUGGACAAGUCGGGUCCCGCCGUUUCUCCAUGCCCUCCAUGACAAAUCGCGAAGGGAAAUUAGUGAAUCACUUUCCGACGAAUGUGUCUCUCGGCCUGCGUCCUCAGGUCAAAUUGAUUCCACGUCCUCUCCACGAUCCUAUGGAUGGGCAUGCCAUUGUUUUGUACGACCCGACGAUUGACGACCGAGAGACCGAAGAGGAGAAGCGGGAUCGAUUAGCGGAAGAAGCAAAAGCGAAAGCCGCUGAUGAGGCGAGAGAGAAGACGGCGGGAAUGUUCAAUCCUCACAAGAGCUUGAAGGCCAUGCUGGGUGAGGGUAAGGAAAAGACGAAGUUAGAUAAAGUUCCAGUCGUCAUCGAUCCACGGUUGUCCAAAGUCUUGCGUCCACAUCAGGUUGAGGGUGUUAAAUUCUUAUACAAAUGCACGACGGGAAUGUUGGUGGACAAUCAGUACGGUUGCAUCAUGGCCGAUGAGAUGGGGCUCGGAAAGACUCUGCAAUGCAUUGCUUUACUGUGGACUUUGGUCAAGCAAUCGCCCCAUCCAGGGAAGCCUUCAAUAGAUAAAUGCAUCAUCGCCUGCCCUGCUAGUCUCGUCAAGAACUGGGCGAACGAGUUGGUCAAGUGGCUCGGUAAAGACGCGAUUUCCGCCUUGGCAAUAGAUGGGAAGAGUGGUCAGGCUGAAAAGGUUCAACAGUGGGUGGCAGCGAGUGGCAGGAACGUCACGCAGCCAGUCAUGAUCGUUUCGUACGAAUCACUGCGAAAUCUGACGGUCCACCUUACAAAUUGUAACAUCGGGCUCUUGCUUUGCGAUGAAGGGCACAGACUGAAGAAUGCCGAUUCUCUGACAUACCAGGCGCUGAAUGCUAUGAAUGUGAAACGGAGAGUGAUCCUCACUGGAACACCCAUCCAGAACGAUCUCACCGAAUACUUCUCUCUCCUUGACUUCGCCAACCCCAACUAUCUGGGCUCAAAAGCUGACUUCCGGAAGAACUUUGAGAAUCAUAUUGUCCGAGGGCGUGAUUCUGAGGCCACCGAUGCUGCGAGGGCCACCAGUGAAGAGAAGUUGAAACAAUUGGGCGGCCUUGUCACCAAAUUCAUCAUCAGGCGCACAAACGAUCUGCUUUCGAAAUACUUGCCUGUCAAGUAUGAACAAGUUGUCUUCUGCAAGCCAUCUGCCCUGCAACUCAAUCUGUAUCGCUUGUUUAUCAAGUCUCCCGAAAUCCAAGCUCUUCUCCGGGGGAAAGAUUCACAGCCGCUGAAAGCGAUCAACUUGCUCAAGAAGUUGUGCAAUCACCCCGAGCUUUUAAAUCUACCAGAAGAUCUGCAUGGAUCUGGAGAGUUUCUCCCCGAUGACUUUCCUCAGGACGAGAGGAGCAGAAGUCGAAACCAAAUUGUCAAGUGUGACUUGAGCGGCAAGUUUCUUGUGCUGGAGCGAUUCUUGCGCAACCUGCGGGCCAACACGGACGACAAGAUCGUGCUCAUUAGCAAUUAUACCCAAACAAUGGACAUGUUCGAGAAGUUGUGCAGAAACAACAAGUACGGGUACUUCCGACUAGAUGGCUCGAUGAGCAUUAUCAAGCGCCAGAAGAUGGUAGAUCAAUUCAAUGAUCCAGAGGGCAAAGAACGCGUUUUUCUUCUGAGUAGCAAGGCCGGAGGCUGCGGUAUCAACCUGAUUGGCGCCAAUCGACUUAUCCUCUUCGAUCCGGAUUGGAAUCCCGCUUCAGAUCAGCAAGCGCUUGCCCGAGUCUGGCGUGACGGCCAGAAGAAAGAAUGUUUCGUCUACCGCUUCAUCACUACUGGAACGAUCGAAGAGAAGAUCUUCCAGCGGCAAGCGAGCAAGCAAGCAUUGUCGUCUGCAGUCGUCGACGAGCUGCAAGAUGUGGAGCGGCACUUCUCGACUGAUGCUCUGCGGAAGCUCUUUCUCUUCAACGAGACAACGCUCUCAGAAACACACGAGACGUUCAAAUGCAAACGAUGUAAAGAAGGAAAGCAGAUUCUCAAAGCCCAGGCGCUACUUUACGGCGAUGCAAGCACAUGGAACCACUUCACAAACUUUGAGCUCAAGAACAAUCACGACGACUUGCUCAGGGCUGAAGUUGGACUGCCCGAAGUUUCGUUCGUUUUUCAGUACAUAUCACACUUCAACUAG
Molecule: messenger RNA, 2445 nt
Organism: Mycena citricolor
Lineage: Eukaryota; Fungi; Basidiomycota; Agaricomycetes; Agaricales; Mycenaceae
Source: the annotation of a GenBank genome assembly